AUGGAGGCGUUCAGUGUAUCUCUCACGUUGGAGAUUGCCAACUCUGCCACGCCGCGCAAAGCAGACGUCACGGAAGCAUCAAAUCUAGAAAUAAAUGAAUCAUCAACUAUUAAACGAAAGAGAAAGCCGGUGCCCGGCAAAGGCUUCAAUAAGUCACGACGAGGUUGCUUCAACUGCAAGCGACGCAGAGUGAAAUGCUCCGAGGCGAUGCCGGAAUGUCGAGGCUGCAAUCGAAUGGGAUUAAUCUGCAUAUACCCAGAGAGCCAUUUGCCCCCAGCCAAAAGAUUACAUAGCGCGAGGUCCUCAAGUCCAAAGCCAUGCGCUAAUCUCGACCACUUGCGAUUCUAUCACCAUUUCUUGGCUGAGGCUUACCCUCCGACGCCGCUUGGUGCAGAACCAGUCUGGCACAAUGUUGCCGCCAUGUCUCACGAGUACCAAUUCCUUGCCAAUGCUAUACUGGGCCUUGCCGCUCAACAUCUCACCUUGUUCUGCGGUGCAGACUAUUCCAUUCAGGCUCUGGAUCUGCGUGUCUCCGCCAUCAACGGCCUGAACGAGGCCUUGUCUCAGCCAUGCCUGACAGCCACUGACGCCGAUGCUCGAUACGCGGCCAUCAUAGCAUUGACUUUCCAAUCCGGCUAUAUGACAGAUGCAAUGAUAGAAUUCAUCAAGAUGCUGCGAGGAUGGAUGUUUAUCCAGACAAAAGUAGUUCCGGACCUCGAAAUGUCCAUAUUCCGUAACUUUACGAGGGAGGCAUUCACUAGCAGUAUGAAACAACACAUCGCUCGGCAACCGAUCAACAAGAGCAUGAUUCCGCUUGAUGACUAUCUUGCCUCUCUGAAAAUUCUUCGGACGCUGUGCCAAGGAACUGCAGAGAUCAAGUAUCUCUCUGCACUUGAGAGACUGGGCCGCUUGGCCAGUCAGUCUCCCGUUGAAGAGAUUGUGCCUUGUUACUCCUUGACAAAUAAAAUGACGGAAGAGGAGUUCAAGGCAUUCACAGACCCAUCCAACGGUUGCGCGCGUAUUCUACUAUCGCAUUUCCUCAUGCUGGAUUAUACUUUGGAGGAGCACUUUUUUAGUCCCACGCCAAAACAUUUUGGUUUUUGUGGGAAGAUUAGUACUACAUGGGUUAUUAAUGUAGCUGCAAGCCUACCCUCAAAGUUUCAGCAGCACAUAAUGUGGCCGCUGGGAAUAGCAACUAGUUCGAUAAAAAUGUAAAGGC
Molecule: messenger RNA, 1219 nt
Organism: Trichoderma asperellum CBS 433.97
Lineage: Eukaryota; Fungi; Ascomycota; Sordariomycetes; Hypocreales; Hypocreaceae
Source: RefSeq, a predicted model, not a curated record